This is a messenger RNA of Gossypium arboreum, 2787 nucleotides long. Its product is annotated as disease resistance protein RGA2-like. Bases 1 to 2319 code for a protein of 772 amino acids. The transcript is spliced from 3 exons. NCBI's taxonomy places the organism in Eukaryota, Viridiplantae, Streptophyta, Magnoliopsida, Malvales, Malvaceae. The record is from RefSeq and is a predicted model, not a curated record.
AUGCACGACUUGGUGCAUGAUUUAUCUUUGUCUGUGUCAAAGUUUGAUACUUUGUUUUUUCAAGAGAAUUCCACUCUCGCCUCGAAUGAGUGUUCUCAUAUUCGUCAUCUCAAUGUUGGGUGUAAUGGGGAAUCAUUACCAGAAAUUUUAACGGUGGUUGCUCCAAAAUUAUACUCGUUGUUUUCAGAGAUUGAUGUGUUCAAGAAACUACCAAAAAGCUUCACAAGAUUAAGAGUCCUAAAGUUUGUUGGUGCUGCUAAUAUUUGUGAGUUGCCAGAUUCCCUUGGAGAAUUAAAGCACUUGAGGUAUUUGGACAUCUCAAGGACUUCUAUCAAAGCACUGCCUAAGUCCACAACCAAACUUUACAAUCUGCAAACAUUGAGGCUCUUGGGUUUACCGGGACUCACACUUCCAGAUGGAUUGGAAAUUUUGAUAAGCUUGAAGCACUUGUAUUUUGAUAGAAAAGAACUUCAGCCAGUUAAUAUUGGAAAGCUAACUUGUCUUCAAACAUUACCCAUAUUUUUUGUGGGAUCAGAAAGGGGACGUUCGAUUAAGGAGUUAGGAUCCCUAAACGAACUGCGUGGAGAACUGAAGAUAUGCCAUCUUCGGGGUGUUAGAGACAAACAAGAGGCUAAUGGAGCAAAUCUACGCCUUAAAGGAAAAUUGUGCAAGUUGAUAUUUGGUUUUGAAGUGAGUCAUAGUGGGAGUGGUGGUUAUAACAGUGAGGAAGUGAUGGAAGGUCUCCAACCCCACCCAAAUUUGGAAAGCUUAACUGUUAUCAAUUAUCAAGGCAAAAGCUUUCCCUCAUGGAUGUUCAGACCUGUUAUUGAUUCUAAUACUGAUCAGUUUUUGCUUAAAAAAUUGAUGGAGCUGGACAUUUUCAAUGGCAUCAACUGUGAAAGUCUUCCACCUCUGGGCCAAUUGCUCAAUCUCCAGUAUCUUAAGUUGAGAAAUCUGAAGAAAGUGAAACGCAUGGGUAAUGAAUUUUAUUGCAACGAAGGUGUUGAUGGUAUGAAUGAGGUGAUCAAGGUGUUUCCUGCAUUGAAAAAAUUCACCUUAAGUGGGAUGGAAAGUCUAGAAGAAUGGACAGCAAUGGCGGAAACAAAGACGAUCAUGUUUCCUUGCUUGGAGCGGCUGAAGAUUUGGGAUUGUCCCCUGUUGAAAAGUGUUCCACUGACGGGACAAUGUUAUUCUCUUGAAAAGCUUACCAUUUUCCAUUGUGAAAAAUUAAGCAAGAUUGGAGAUGGAUUAUCUACCUCCACUUGUCUCAAAGAAUUAGAGCUACAAGAUUGUCCUAAUUUAAGUUCGAUCCCAAAUUUGGAAGGAUUUUCAUCUCUUGAAAAUCUAUUAGUUGAGGGCUGUGACAAAUUGGAGAGCUUUCCACUAAAAGCACCACUGUCAUCCCUUAAAAAAUUGAUGAUACGUGAUUGCCCUAAUUUGAAGCCCAUUCCAAGUUUAGAUGGACUCUCUUCUCUCACAGAAUUAAUAAUUAACGGAGUAGGCGAAGAAUGGAGCCGUCUGCUACCAAAUAUGUUGCAAUCCAACGUUUCCCUUUGCCGUCUAACAAUAUUAAAUUUGCCUGAUCCGACAUGGAUUCAAGAUGACAGCCUUGGUAGGCUUAACUGCUUGAGAGAAUUAGCUAUAGGCGGUUUCUCAGAAGAGCUACAAGAAUUCCCAUGGUCCAGUUCCAUUCAAUAUCUCAGUGCCUCCCUUCUAGAUCUAGAACUGAUUGGUUGGGAAAAGCUAAAGAGUCUUCCUCACCAACUUCAGUUCCUCACUGCCCUCGAAAAAUUGACGAUAAAAGGGUUUGAAGGAAUAGAAGCCUUUCCAGAAUGGUUGGGAAAUCUCUCUUCUCUAAAGCGUCUAAGAUUGGGUGGUUUUGGAAAGCUAAAGAGUCUUCCUCUUCAUCUCCCCACUGCCCUUGAACAUUUGAUGUUCGUUGGGUUUGAAGGAAUAGAAGCCUUUCCAGAGUGGUCGGGAAAUCAAUCUUCUCUAAAGCGUCUAUAUUUGAUUGGUUUUUAUGAAAUAGAAGCCUUGCCAGACUCGUUCAGAAAUCUCUCUUCUCUAGAGAGUCUGGGUAUCUUUGAAUGCAAGAAGCUCAUGUACUUGCCUUCUGUAGAUGUUAUGCGAAGCCUCUCCAAAUUAAAAGCAAUUGACAUUCGAGGUUGUCCUCAAUUAGAGACAAGAUGGAAGAGGCAGAGUGGCCCUGAAUGGUCCAAGAUUUCCCACAUUCCAAUUAUAUAUAUUAAUGGUCGGAGAAUUCAGUUAAUGGAUGGAGACUUUUGGGACUAUCAGUUUGAGAACCAAAUUAUGAAUUAAAUGUGUGGACACAGAAGGAGAUGCUGAUAGGGCUGGAGUCAGAGUGAAUUGUUCUCCUUUUCAACAUUGAAGAGCUAUAAUAUAAAAGACAGCUUUGGUUCACAAAUGCAGUCUUCGAUCGGGGGAUUAUCUGAUGUCUGUCUGAGCUGAUUUUUGGACAAUGGCUAAUAGGCUCGAGGAUUUAGAUUGUGCAAGGUUGGAUUUUUCUUACGGAUUUUGUAGUUUUAGGUUUUUCAUUUUCAAUGUUAAUCAUACUUGGGUGAUAUCCUCCACUUUUCUUGUUAGUUUGCUUAAUAUUAUUGGCUGAUAGUUUUGUUGGAGUUUUAUGCUUUUUAUUGUGGUUUUGUAUUGUGAUCUUGUAACAAACUUUAGAGUAUAGUGAAGGUUUUUAGUGAACUUUCAAGUCUUAUGGUUUUUACCCUUUGCUUUAAGGGGUUUUCCACGUUAAAAAGCACAUGUUUUGUUUAA